CUAUUCAUGUAGCAUGUAGCUGAAUGUACACCUCCAUGCUCUACUUGCUUCACGAUACCCUCUGCAAACGCGACCCAUACCUGUUUGAAGCCUGAUCUCCAUAUCACAUGAUGGGACCUCUCACGAGCUAUCAUGAAUGGCUUCAUGUAGCCGACACUGCAUUACCUCAGAAUAUGUUUGGCUAUCUCCUCCAACUUUGCUUGAGCCCUCUCAGAACCCAACCGUUCACUCUUGAGCCUUACGAUAAUCCGAAAGAAAUUGCGAAAUGCGGCCAACAUAUUGGAAAGAGGAACUUCCUGCCAAAGCUUCCCGAAAGAGAAGGACCACGACCGACGAUGCUUAAAUGGAUGGCUCCCCAUCGACAGGCAGAUCAACGAAGUGACGAUGCCAUGCAUGAACUCCUUGCUGAAGCGAUCGAUGAACUGGUGGUCAAGCAUGCAGCUCAUGUAGUCGUGAGGACCUCAGUUCUGGAGAAAUCUGGAGAAGCUAUCCUGAUUGCUGACAAUAUCGACACCCCCCAUGCAAUUGCCAAGCAGAACAAGCGGGAAAUUGCGCACGUGCACACUGAUGGCGGCAAAGGAGACUAUUCAUUGCACAUGUGUCUUAGCCCCUCUGACUGUAAGGAAGUCAUCGAGAAGAAGUGGGGAGAAAGAAUGACUCUGGCUGGGACAUUGGUUCCGAAUAAUUACCUUCUGAUCUAUACGCCCAGAACGAAGGAAGAGGUUGAAAUCGUCAAGACUAUCAUUGAAGGCGCAAUUGUGUUCAUGACAGGGGCCCGGGAGUUGGUGCAAUAG
This is a messenger RNA of Mollisia scopiformis, 794 nucleotides long. RefSeq lists its product as uncharacterized. The transcript is spliced from 3 exons. The coding region runs from base 108 to 794 and encodes 228 amino acids. Lineage: Eukaryota; Fungi; Ascomycota; Leotiomycetes; Helotiales; Mollisiaceae. The record is from RefSeq and is a predicted model, not a curated record.